AAACCCGGGAUCGGAGAAAGAGAGAGAAACCCGCCCGGGCCGCCCCUCUUCCGUCUCCAACUCGUGCGUUUUUGCGCAAGGCUUCCCCCGCCGCGCCCUGCUCCAGCUGCCUUUCCCUGCCUUGGCUAACGCCCAGCGAGGGAGGAGUUGCUGGGCCACGAACUGGCGGAGACGGGCGGCGAGGAGGGGGUGCCCGAACGACGCUCCUGCGCCGAAAAAAGCUUCCCUUACCCUCUCCUCCGGUGUAAAAGAUCCCGGGGCCUUUUUACUCCGUCCUAGGCCGAGGGGACGCUCCGGGGCGCAGCUCAGCCUGGAGCCCUAGAAUCUCCUGGUGGUAUCUCAUCCAAGCCUUAGCCAACCCAACCUGCCUUCAAUUAACUCAGGGAAUUUGAUCGCUUGGAUAAUCAACCAAGAUGUCGGAAGAGAUCAUCGUCCCAAUUUAUUGCACCGGGAUCUCAGCUCAAGUUCAGAAGCAACGGGCCAAGGACCUGGGUUUGGGGAAACAUGAGAACGCAGUCAAGCACUUGGGCCAGGAUUUUGAGACGCUUCGCAACGAAUGCCUGCAGAACGGGAGCCUCUUCAGGGACGAGACUUUCCCCGCCACGGCCUCUGCGCUGGGUUUCAAAGAACUGGGGCCAAAUUCUUCUAAGACCUACGGGGUCAAGUGGAAGCGCCCAACGGAAGUGUGCCGGAACCCACUUUUCAUCGUAGAUGGUGCCACGCGGACAGAUGUUUGCCAAGGAGCUCUGGGGGACUGUUGGCUGUUAGCUGCCAUCGCAUCCCUCACGCUGAAUGACCCCCUUCUCCAUCGCGUGGUCCCCCACGGACAAAGCUUCCAGAACGGAUAUGCUGGUAUCUUCCACUUCCAGAUCUGGCAGUUUGGGGAAUGGAUAGACGUGGUGGUGGACGAUUUGCUCCCGACAAAAGACGGCAAGCUGGUGUUUGUUCAUUCUGCCGAAGGAAAUGAGUUCUGGAGCGCCCUACUCGAAAAAGCUUAUGCCAAGUUGAAUGGCUCCUAUGAGGCCUUAUCUGGAGGAAGCACCUCGGAAGGGUUUGAGGACUUUACAGGCGGGGUGACCGAGUGGUACGAUCUCCGGAAGCCUCCCAGCGAUCUCUUUCAGAUCAUUUUGAAAGCCCUGGAGAGAGGAUCUCUUAUGGGAUGCUCCAUUGACAUCACAAGUGCAUUUGACAUGGAAGCGGUCACUUUCAAGAAGCUGGUGAAAGGCCAUGCUUACUCGGUCACCGGAGGUGAGCAGAUCAACUACCGAGGACAGCGUGUCAGCCUGAUCCGGAUACGAAACCCGUGGGGAGAGGUAGAAUGGACGGGAGCCUGGAGUGACAGUUCUGGAGAGUGGAAUGCGGUGGAGCCGGCUGUGGGGCAGCAGCUGAGAGUAAAAAUGGAGGAUGGGGAGUUUUGGAUGUCCUUCCAAGAUUUCCUGCGCGAGUUUUCCCGCCUGGAGAUCUGCAACCUCACCCCCGAUGCCCUGAAGUCUCGCAGGUUCCGAAAAUGGAACACCACGCUGUACGAUGGCACCUGGCGACGAGGGAGCACAGCCGGAGGCUGUAGGAAUUUCCCAGCCACGUUCUGGAUUAACCCGCAGUUUAAAAUUCGCCUUGACGAGAUCGACCACGAGGACGAAGACGGGCGGAGGGAGCCCGGCUGCAGCUUCCUUCUGGCCCUGAUGCAGAAGCACCGUCGCAAAGAGAGGCGGUUCGGGAAGGACAUGGAGACCAUCGGCUUUGCCGUCUACGAGGUGCCCCCGGAGAGCAAGGGGCAGCCCUCCGUCCACCUGAAGCGGGAUUUCUUCCUGUCUAACUCGUCCCGGGCUCGAUCGGAGCAGUUCAUCAACCUGCGGGAAGUGAGCACUCGUUUCAGGCUGCCUCCCGGUGAAUACAUCGUGGUCCCUUCGACUUUUGAGCCCAACAAGGAAGGGGACUUCGUACUUCGCGUGUUCUCAGAGAACAAAGCCGGCACAGUGGAGAUGGAUGACCAGAUCCAAGCCAGCCUUCCCGAUGAGAAAAUACUUUCGGAAAGUGAGAUUGAUGAAGGCUUUAAACAGCUGUUUAAGCAGCUGGCAGGGGCGGAUAUGGAGAUCAGCCCACGAGAACUGCAAACCAUCCUCAAUAAGAUAAUUGGAAAACAUAAAGACCUGCGCACAAAAGGAUUCAGCUUGGAGUCCUGCCGAAGUAUGGUGAACCUCAUGGAUAAAGACGGGAAUGGAAAACUCGGCUUGGUGGAGUUUAAUGUCCUUUGGACAAAGAUUAAAAACUAUCUGGCCGUCUUCCGGAAGUUUGACUUGGACAAGUCAGGAAGCAUGAGUUCCUACGAAAUGCGAAUGGCUCUGGAAUCUGCAGGUUUCAAACUUAACAAGAGACUCUACGAGUUGAUCAUCACUCGCUACGCGGAGCCCGACUUGGCCUUAGAUUUCGACAACUUUGUCUGCUGUUUGGUGCGGCUGGAAACCAUGUUCCGAUUUUUCCAAGCCCUGGACACGGACAAAGAUGGGAUUGUCACAUUCGACUUGAUUAAGUGGAUACAGCUGACCAUGUUUGCCUGAAAAAGAUACAGAUCACGUCCUGUGCAAUUCUUUGGACUUUUUCUUCUCGCUGGACAUUUAAUUUUGAAAGUGGAGAAGAUUUUUACCUGCAAGUGCCUUGCGCUAAACGCUUUUUGCGGCUUCUGUUGCAAGUAGAGGAAACA
This is a messenger RNA of Notechis scutatus (mainland tiger snake), 2701 nucleotides long. RefSeq names its product calpain 1 (gene CAPN1). Gene Ontology annotation, cellular component: cytoplasm. The record is from RefSeq and is a predicted model, not a curated record. Gene Ontology annotation, molecular function: calcium-dependent cysteine-type endopeptidase activity; calcium ion binding. NCBI's taxonomy places the organism in Eukaryota, Metazoa, Chordata, Lepidosauria, Squamata, Elapidae. Gene Ontology annotation, biological process: proteolysis.